Molecule: messenger RNA, 1260 nt
Organism: Phycomyces blakesleeanus NRRL 1555(-)
Lineage: Eukaryota; Fungi; Mucoromycota; Mucoromycetes; Mucorales; Phycomycetaceae
Exons: 1
Coding region: 1-1260 (419 amino acids)
Source: RefSeq, a predicted model, not a curated record
AUGGCAACCAAUACUGUACUCGACGAACCCGAGCAGGCCAAAUUGAUAGUCGAGAACACUAUUCUGGAUGCUAAUGCAUUUGAUUACUCGAGUGACGAAGAUGACUCCUCCAGUAUCGGGGAUGAAGAAGACAACAUUGUAGACGAGGAAAACGAUAUUGUCGAUAAUUUCUUUGAUAUUGAAAUGAACAGUAAUCCAGUUUUCAACGCGUUCUCUGACAUGUUUUCUUCUGCUGCUGCUUCUGAUGAGGUAUCAAUGACCGAUGAUGACUCUGAGAUCCCGGAAGAAGUCUUUGAGACAAUUGGCGCUGUAAAUGACCCUACAAGCUGUUAUCCUUUUCGCGAUCUUCAAACCAUGAUCCUUUUUGCUUUUAUCGAUGGGGAUAACGACAUGAUCUCCCAGCGAAUGUUGAAGAAGAUACUGCUUGCAAUGAACUUGAUCAUUAAGAUCCAGCAAGAAACUCCCAUAAGAAGAACAUUUAAGUUACCUCGUUUGGAUGCUCUUUUAAAUUAUCAGGCAAGAAAGAAGUCCAAGAUGCCUGUCUUUCCUUCACAAAGAAUAUCAGUACCUGGAUCAAACGGGAACGCAUUCGCCCACAUUAACCUUCUGUCUGAUCACUUGAGAUUUCUUAUGGCAAACCCAAAGAAAUCCAAGUUGAUCUUGUCCAUGCCCGAUCGUACCCCAAACCAAUCGAUCUGUUUGGAACAAGGUGAAAAGUGGAGAACCCACCAUCUCUUUCAGCAGCCUAUGCACACUGUAAAUGGUAUAGAUGUCUGGUUUGGAAACAUCGUUUACUUGAAGACAAACGAUUGCAGCAUCCGCUUUUUGGUUGAAUUGUUCCACAUGGCAAAUAAAAACAUUUUUGCGAGAGGGUAUCUGGUCAGAGCGAUUUCGAUUGUAUGCUAUGGCGUUGAGGUUGCUGUUACCGAUCUUAGAGUAGAGCAGAUCUCUCACGUUGACACCACUCCUGUUGAAAGAGAUCACUACUACAGUAUCUCAAGUAGCCUUACCAGAUUGAGUCCUGCUCAUGACUUUCUUCUUUUUGGAGUUCAUCCAAUGAAGAAGUCUAUGCCUCUUUCUGUUUUGCCCGGUAAUGUAGAUCGCGAUGCAGUGUUUUACAAAGUUAGGAUUGUUUCAAUCAUCCUUUUUACAGACGACACUUCCGGCAAUCGUUCAAAGCAGUACAAUCCAUUUGAAAGCUGGUUAAUGAGAUGCGCUGCCUUGCCUUUUAAGGAUCGAAAUUCGAUAGCAAACAUCUAG